Molecule: messenger RNA, 1566 nt
Organism: Suricata suricatta (meerkat)
Lineage: Eukaryota; Metazoa; Chordata; Mammalia; Carnivora; Herpestidae
Gene: CRACR2B
Product: calcium release activated channel regulator 2B
Exons: 10
Coding region: 87-1304 (405 amino acids)
Molecular function (GO): calcium ion binding
Source: RefSeq, a predicted model, not a curated record
UAGGCCCAACCUGUUCUAGUUCAGCAGGAUCACAGGCCCCUGGAGAAGCAGAGGCCUCCAGACCCCCAACCACCUCCCAGCGCGUGAUGGCAGAGACCCCAGCUCCCAUGGCCAGGCCUAGGAAGCCCGGGGCUGGGGAGGCCCCGGAGGAGGAGAGAGAAGAAGAGGGGGGCUCCGUGAGGCUACGGGCAGAGAUGCUGGAGCAGGCCCAGGAGCUCUUUCUGCUGUGUGACAAAGACGCCAAGGGCUUCAUCACUCGGCAUGACCUGCAGGGCCUGCAGAGCGACCUGCCCCUCACACCCGAGCAGCUAGAGGCUGUGUUCGAAAGCCUGGAUCAGGCCCGCACAGGUUUCCUCACCGCUUGGGAGUUCUGCCUUGGCCUGGGGAAGUUUGUGGGCGUGGAGUCACCCCAGGGCACACUGCCCUCCCAGGUUCCGGAGGAAACCUUUGAGUCGGGCUGGUCAGACGUGCAGGGCACUGGGGGCUCCCUGGAAGAAGAGGAAGAGGAGAGAUUCUGCGAAGCACUGGAGCAGCUGGGGGUGGCCCCAGUCCUGGGCGAGCAGCGAGCGGUGCGGACGCUCUGGACUCGGCUGCAGCGCGAGCAACCGGAGCUGCUGGGCGCCUUUGAGGACGUUCUGAUGCGCGCGUCGGCCUGCCUGGAGGAGGCAGCCCGAGAGCGCGACAGCCUGGAGCAGGCGCUGCGGCGGCGGGAGAACGAGCACGAGAGGGAGGUGCGGUGUCUGUACGAGGAGAUGGAGCAGCAGCUUCGCGAGCAGCGCCAGCGCCUCCGGAGUCAGGACCUGCCCCAGGGGGAGCGCACCGGCCUCCUGGAGCUGGAGCUGCAGAACCGCGAGCAGGAGCUGGAGAGGGCAGGCCUGCGGCAGCGGGAGCUGGAGCAGCAGCUGCAGGCCCGGGCCAGCGAGCAGCUGGAGGCGCAGGCGCAGAACGCCCAGCUGUGGCUAGCCAACGAGGCGCUAAGAACUCAGCUGGAGGGGGCGCAGGAGCAGCUCCACCGGCUGGAGGGCGACGUGCGGGGCCGCCGGGAGCAAACCCUACGGGAUGUGGUCACUGUCUCGAGGAACAUGCAGAAAGAGAAGCUCAGCCUCCUGCGGCAACUGGAACUGCUCAGGGAGCUGAACGCGAGGCUGCGGGAUGAGAGGGACGCCUGUGAGGACAAGCGGCUCGCCAGUGGUCGAAGGAAAGCUCUGGCCAUGGCCCGCUUGCCUGGCCCCCCCUGCUGCUGCGGCUGCGGCUGGGCUCGCCCCCCGAGACGAGGCUCUGGCCACCUUCCCAGUGCCCGCUGACCACCCCCGAGAGACUCGCGGGGCGCUACAUGGAGAGGCCACACUUGAAGGCGAUGCGUCGUGGCGAGGGGCUGCUCAUCCAGCACGUGAGCUCUGGGCAGUGCACUGCCAGGCCUGCCUGCGGGAGACGUGAAGGCUUGAACCUAGGAGUGGUCGCAGUCUCAUGUACCUCCCUGCUGGGCCGCAUCCUAUCCCCAUCCCAUCAAAUCCAUCUCUCACCAGCAGCAAAACUCCCUCCUCCUAAUAAAGUCCAUCGACUGCA